Messenger RNA from Aplysia californica (California sea hare), 2464 nucleotides. RefSeq lists its product as uncharacterized. The record is from RefSeq and is a predicted model, not a curated record. Bases 238 to 2232 code for a protein of 664 amino acids. The transcript is spliced from 12 exons. NCBI's taxonomy places the organism in Eukaryota, Metazoa, Mollusca, Gastropoda, Aplysiida, Aplysiidae. Gene Ontology annotation, molecular function: ubiquitin binding.
AACUAAUAGAUCUAAAUUGCCCAUAAUAUUAUAGAAUAAAAAGUAUUGCCACUGCAACGCGAUAGGUGAAAUUUUGUUUCGUUAAUGACUUAUGACUGUUUUCGAUGAACUCUGAGAUAAGAUGAUUAUCGACAAUCUUCUCAUAUCCAGGAAAAUAAGUUAGUGUUCUUUUUUCACUUUGAGCCGUUAAAAUCAUGUUGCUUCAUCAUGAUUGAGAAAUAGCAGGGAGUAGCGGCCAUGACAGAGACAGAUCAGCUGAGCAGGAUGCGGGGCGUGAACCAGGCAGAGGAGUCUCCGGGGAGACCGCCUGGGCGCCCCAUGCGGCAGCUGGAAUUCCAUCAGGCAAUGUCAGAUUUUCGACACAUGUUCCCGGAAACGGACGAGGAAGUGAUAGAAGCCGUUCUGAGGACCAACAACGGGAUGGUGGACGCGACGAUCGACCAGCUCCUGACCAUGAACAUUGACACGGAAGGUAACGAGGAGGACGAGGAAGACGACGACCUGCCCGAUCACGUUUUGAUGUCGGUUGAGCGAGAUGUGCAGCUGCAGCAACAGCAACAGAUGACCCAGUCGACCUCCAGACGGCUGAGCAGAGAAGCCCGGGCAACAAGGAAACUGUUGACGAGCGAGGGCAAAGGCCAGUCCAAGGACUCGGAGGACUGCCCGCCGUCGUACACGGAGGCCGUACAGUCACACCUGACCUCCCACCACCACCGCAGCAGCGCUGGCGGAGGCAGCAACAGCCGCAGCCGACACCGCACGCCCCCCAGUGCGUCUGCCGCCGCCAGCAACGGCCACCUGUCGCGGCCCGCGCUGGGCACCAUGCAGCAUCUGCUCGACCUGGGUCCCGACACGGCCCCGAGCGCCUCGCUGGCCGCCGUCGGCCCGCCUGCCGCGCCGCAGUCGGCUGCCAACUCCGCCAAAGGUCACCACUCCGGCCACCACCACUCCAGCCACCACCACCACCACCACAAUACUCACCACCACCACGUCUCCCGAUCUUCCAACCACCACCGGCGGCGCGCGGAGUUCUCGGAGAGCUCCCCGCACAAGGUGCGGCCGGGCAGGAACUUGCUGGCGUCUGCGUCCGGCAGCCAGCACGAAGCCUUGCCAGAGGAUAUGUCCUUCAAGCCCCAGAGGAAAGGCUCGGUGGACAGUAACAAUUUCAGUUUGGACGGGAGCGGCGAGAAAAGCUCGCACCGCUGGAGAUCUACGUACAGACAGCAAAGCUCCGGUGGAAAGAGGCCAGCGUUUAGAAACUGGAACCCGCCCAUGCUGGGCACUUUACCCGACGACUUUUUGCGAAUCAGCCCAUCCCUGUCCAGCUCUGGCCCUGCCCGCUACGGUGGAAAACACGGCCCUCAUUUGCACAGAGCAAUGUCUGCGGUCGGGCCAGAGCGGCCCCAGUUCUACCCUCUCUCAUCGUCGCCGACGUCAGCGAUUGGUCAGGGGUCCAGCACCGUGCCUCAUAGUCAGUCCACGCGGCACCGGUCGUCCACCCACAAGCCGCACCGGUCGCUCUCCUUCGCCGGACACACCGGUCAGCAGGGUCUGCCCAAGAGAUCACAGACCUUGCACCCUUCGGGUUUGGCCCAGCACGAGUUUAGCUCCGACAUCCUACAGGAGAGGUUCAAGGAGAACGAGCGGCGGCGCCGCAUGACCUCUGGCGACCUUGACCCCGACCUGGCGCAGUACCUGGAGGACGAGCGCCUGGCCAUCAUGCUGCAGAACAGCGAGUUUUUACAGGAGCUGCGGGGCGACCGCAUGUUUAUGAUGACCUUGGAAAGAGAUCAGCGAAGUGUGGAAACGGAGAAGACUAAGCCGGACCCUCCUCCUGCAGAACCAGAACCUGUCUCGGCGCCGUUCAGCCCUGACGAAAAUAUUGACAAUUUCAUAGAGGGCUAUGGCGAUGAUCGGCAAGACACUCUCGAGGCUUUCCCGUUCAGCCAACAGUUACCUCCCCCUGUCAACGAGGACGUGGAGUUGAGGAAAAAGUUGAAAAAUAUGAGCAGAGCGUCGAGGAAGCAGUUUGCCGCUCUGGCCAGGAGGUUCUUCCUCAAGAGGAAGAAGAAAACGGCUCAGCAAAUCCUGAAGGAGUCUCAAGCUCCGUCCAUGGCUAAUCUUUUGGACGAGGAUGACGAGAACGACGAUGUGGAGGAAACGACCAAUGGCUACGAUGGUGCAGACGCGAGUGGUGUGUCGGAGUCUUACGAUUCCUCACGGCACAACUAGGCGCAAUGUUUGGAGCUGAUUUGACUGGUGCAACAGCCCAAAGUGCACAGACGGUGAAGAGAAGACAUUUGCAGCGGGGAAGAAGUCUCUCAUGGCAAAUGUAAAGUCGGGGUUUUGAGGCUCUCCUGUCCUGUAUGCUGGAGUCUGUCGGAGCCGAGGCCCGGGUGUUUGUGUGUGUGUGUGUGCGUGUGUGAAGACCUGUGUGGUUACCUGUGUCUGUGUGUGUGUGUGU